This is a messenger RNA of Fundulus heteroclitus (mummichog), 911 nucleotides long. RefSeq names its product cornifelin homolog B. The record is from RefSeq and is a predicted model, not a curated record. Bases 176 to 559 code for a protein of 127 amino acids. Lineage: Eukaryota; Metazoa; Chordata; Actinopteri; Cyprinodontiformes; Fundulidae. The transcript is spliced from 4 exons.
UGGGAGCCAAAAUGAAGCCCCCUCCUCGUUCCUUGCUCCAGAUGCCCGCCUCUCUACCUAUUUUCAGAGAAGUGAAAGUUAAGCCUCUACAUCUUUUCACUCAGCCGUCCACGCCGCGUUUCUAUCCUCUCUGCUUUAAAAAGUGUGUUCGUGGCAAGCUCUGUAACUUACAGACAUGGCUUACCAACCCCCGCCAACUCAGGUUGUGAUGGUCAGUCAUGGUCCUGGCUCAUGGAGCACGAGCCUCUGCGACUGCUGCACCGAUAUGGGCACCUGUUGCUGUGGGUUGUGGUGUUUCCCCUGCAUGCAGUGUCAGACUGCCAGUAAACACGGAUGGUGCUUCUGCAUGCCUCUCCUGGACGUCUGCGGCGUGGUGUCCUGCAUGCUUCGCUCCAGUAUUAGAGAACGCCACAACAUACCGGGCUCAUGCUGCGACGACUGCUGCAAUGUAAUGUGGUGCUACCCCUGUGUGUGGUGCCAGAUGAACCGAGAGUUGAAGAUCAGGGCCCAACACCAGUCCAGCACCACCGUGGUCACCACUCAGGUCGGCAGGAUGUAGGCUGCAGACUUGGUGGCAGUCCGUCGAUUUCACACGACAGUCUGCAAACAGUUCACUGCAUUCAAUUUGUUUUUUUGUUAUUUUGGCAUCUUUCAAUGUUGGUCAUCUAAGUUUCUUUUGAUACAGUAUUAGGGCAAAGACAAGCAUUUUUUUCACCCCAUAUAUCAAUAUGGAUAAAAUUUUUUUUUACCAGACCAUCAUUGCUUUCUUUUUUUAACGUUGUGUGUAAGGAGUAGAUUUCUAGAUACGUUUUCACUGAUGUUAGGAUACUUAGCAGCUUUGUUGUUUCAUUGACAAGUUUGAUACUCUUCCGAUCUUUGUUCCCUAAUAAAAUGCUUCCUGCUAAACACAA